CUAAAUACUACCACCACUAGUUUGCUUUCUCCCUCAAGACACAUAAAUAAAUACUGCAGCAGAUUGGUUCCAUAGCAGAAAUGGAGAAGCCACAUGCCAUAUGCAUCCCCUAUCCAGCACAAGGCCACAUCAACCCUAUGAUGAAACUUGCGAAGCUCCUUCACUUUAAGGGCUUCCAUAUUUCCUUCGUCAACACCCACUACAACCAUAAGCGCCUGCUCAGAUCCCGAGGUUCUUCCUCCCUUGAUGGUCUGCCCGAUUUUCGUUUCUACUCCAUCCCCGAUGGUCUUCCACCCUCUGAUGUGGAAGCCACCCAGUCCAUCCCGGCCCUCUGUGAAUCUGUUCCUAAGCAAAGUUUCGAACCUUUCUGUGAGCUGAUCAGUAGGCUUAAAGGUGGCGAGGAGUCUGACGUGCCACCUCCGACCUGUAUAAUAUCCGAUGGUUGCAUGAGCUUUACGCUUAAAGCUGCCCAAAAGUUUGGGUUGCCAGAAGUAUUAUUCUGGACGCCGAGUGCCUGCGGAGUUUUGGCUUACACUCACCAUCAUGAUCUUGUUGAAAGGGGUUAUACUCCCCUCAAAGAUAUGAGCGAGGUAACAAAUGGGUAUUUGGAGACAAGCUUAGAUUGGAUCCCUGGAAUGAAUAGCAUCCAAUUACCAAUUAAAGGAUUUCCCCAGUUUCAUUCGAACCACAGACAUAAAUGACACCAUGUUGAACUAUUUCAUAACUGAGGCUGCAGCUAUCCCUAGAGGCUCGACUGUCGUGCUUAACACUUUCGACGCCUUAGAACAAGAUAGCCUUAACCCUUUAAUUGUCUUAAAUCCAAGAACCUUCACCAUAGGCCCACUACACUUGAUGCAACAACAUAUUGAAAAUGAUCAGGUCAAACACAUUGGGUCCAACCUCUGGAAGGAAGAUGAGAGUUGCAUCAGUUGGCUUGACACAAAAGACCCUGGCUCAGUUGUUUACGUUAACUUUGGAAGCAUUACAGUCAUGACAAAAGAACAACUCAUCGAGUUUGGGUGGGGACUGGCGAAUAGCAAGAAAGAUUUCUUGUGGAUUACAAGGCCCGACAUUGUCGGAGGCAAUGAGGCCAUGAUGCCACCAGAGUUUGUUGACGAGACAAAAGGGAGAGGCAUGGUGACUAGUUGGUGCCCUCAAGAACAGGUUUUAAAGCACCCAACAAUUGGAGCAUUCCUGACUCAUAGUGGAUGGAACUCGAUUAAGAGGCCAAUAUGUAGGGACUUUAUUACAAUUUUUCGUGUGUAUAUAUAUAUAUAUAUAUAUAUAUAUAUAUAUAUAUAUAUAUAU
This is a messenger RNA of Lactuca sativa (garden lettuce), 1308 nucleotides long. The record is from RefSeq and is a predicted model, not a curated record. NCBI's taxonomy places the organism in Eukaryota, Viridiplantae, Streptophyta, Magnoliopsida, Asterales, Asteraceae.